Messenger RNA from Zootoca vivipara (common lizard), 4649 nucleotides. RefSeq lists its product as uncharacterized. NCBI's taxonomy places the organism in Eukaryota, Metazoa, Chordata, Lepidosauria, Squamata, Lacertidae. Gene Ontology annotation, cellular component: nucleoplasm. Gene Ontology annotation, biological process: regulation of cytokine production; regulation of immune system process; negative regulation of transcription by RNA polymerase II. The record is from RefSeq and is a predicted model, not a curated record. Gene Ontology annotation, molecular function: DNA-binding transcription repressor activity, RNA polymerase II-specific; RNA polymerase II cis-regulatory region sequence-specific DNA binding.
CACCACCAUUUCUGAACACGGCCCAGGAGGAAGGAGCGGAACCUCUGCAUGACAGUGCCCCCAGCUCCCAAGCCCUCUAGACGGUCCAGAAGGAUGUUAUGGUCGAUGGUGUCAAAAGCCGCUGAGAGAUCCAGCAGAACAAGGAAACAGCUCUUACCUUUGUCCCUAGCCCGCCGGAGAUCAUCAACCAGUGCGACCAAGGCAGUUUCAGUCCCAUGAUGAGGCCUGAAUCCUGACUGGAAGGGAUCCAAAUGGUCCGCUUCUUCCAGGCGUGCCUGGAGUUGUUCCGCAACCACUCGCUCAAUCACCUUGCCCAAGAAUGGAAGAUUUGAGACUGGGCGAUAGUUGGCCAUAUUGGCCGGAUCUAAAGAUGGUUUUUUAAGAAGCGGUUUAAUAACCGCCUCUUUCAGCGGGUCUGGGAAGGCUCCCUCAUGGAGAGAAGCAUUUACCAACCCGCGAAGCCCAUCGCCCAGCCCUUCCUGGCUAGCUUUUAUAAGCCAGGAUGGGCAAGGAUCAAGGAGACAGGUGGUUGGUUUCAUUCGUCUAAGCCAGGGGUUCCCAACAAAAUUUUCCCGAGGACCCCUCAUCGAGCCGCUAUUGUGACAAGGACCCCCAUUAAUUCCUAAUCCUAAAAUUAAAAAGUGAGAGCCAAAUUAAGAGUCUUUUUAUAUUUUAUAUUUAUAUGUUUUUUACAGUUCUUCCUCUUCAUCUGUAGGCCUUUGUCGUUUUAACGAACCACUUUUAAAGCAACGGUCCAUUUUUAACUACGCGAACUGUAGCUUCCAUGAAAAACAACGCUUUGUUUACAAACACUACUGUUUUGCAAAUAGGCAACAUGCGCCAGGGAGGAGGGAGGGGAAUGGAGAAGACAGGGUACCUGCGCAGUAGCGCACAAAUGAAGCUGACGCGCGCAAAGCAUCUUGGGGAGGUGAGCGUUAGUAGAAUGGGCACGCUGCCUCUUUGCAAAACAGUAGUGUUUGUAAAGCGCCACCUAACGGCAUACAGCAGAACUACUGCCUCUAUCUAAUUCUAGUUUUGCGCUAGACUCUGCUCAUGCAGGAAGUGGCCAAAAUAAAAAAUCUGUUAUACGAAAUAUAUUUAAUAUAUUUUUUUAUUCUAAUAGCAUCUUGCGGACCCCUCUGGCAUAGCUCGCGGACCCCUGGGGGUCCCCGGACCACCUGUUGGGAACCACUGGUCUAAGCAGCCUGUCCACAUCCUCGGAGGUAACAGGUCUUUAUACCUGUUCCACACAUUAAAGAGGGUUUUUCUAAUAAGAAAACAAAUAGGAUUUCCUCCCCGUUUUGCCCUCCAAAGAAGACAAUGGAGAAGGCCGCCAGAAAUCUGGGGGGGCAUUUCAAUGCAAAUAACGAAGAAGCCAUUAAAAAACCAUUUCAAUGCAUGGAGUGCGGAAAUAGAUUCAGUCAGAGUGGAAACCUUAGAAACCAUCAACGGACUCACACGGGGGAGAAACCAUUUAAAUGUAUUGUGUGUGGAAAGAGCUUCAGUCAGAGUGGAGAACUAAGAAGACAUCAACGGAGUCACACGGGGGAUAAACCUUUUGAAUGCAUGGAGUGUGGAAGGAGCUUCACUAUUUUUGGAAACCUUAGAAGACAUCAAUGGGAACACACUGGGGAGAAACCAUUUAAAUGCAUGGAAUGUGGAAAGAGCUUCAGUCAGAGUGGAGACCUUAAAAUUCAUCAACGAACUCACACGGGGGAGAAACCAUUUAAAUGCAUGGAGUGUGGAAAGAGCUUCAGUCGGAGUGGAGAACUAAGAAGACAUCAACGGAGUCACACGGGGGAGAAACCUUUUGAAUGCAUGGAGUGUGGAAGGAGCUUCACUAUUAUUGGAAACCUUAGAAGACAUCAAUGGGAACACACUGGGAAGAAACCAUUUAAAUGCAUGGAGUGUGGAAAGAGCUUCAGUCAGUGUGGAAACCUUAGAAACCAUCAACGGACUCAUACAGGGGAUAAACCAUUUAAAUGUAUGGAGUGUGGAAAGAGCUUCAUUCAGAGUGGAACACUAAGAAUUCAUCAACGGACUCACACAGGGGAGAAACCAUUUAAAUGUAUGGAGUGUGGAAAGAGCUUCAGUGAGAGUGGAAAACUUAGAGAACAUCAACCAACUCACACGGGGGAGAAACCAUUUAAAUGCAUGGAAUGUGGAAAGAGCUUCACUAUUAUUAGAAACCUUAGAAGACAUCAACGGGAACACACUGGGGAGAAACCAUUUAAAUGUAUGGAGUGUGGAACGAGCUUCAGUCGGAGUGGAACACUAAGAAUUCAUCAACGGACUCACACGGGGGAGAAACCAUUUAAAUGCAUGGAAUGCGGAAAGUGCUUCUGUAGUGGUGGGCAACUGAAUUCACAUCAUCGAACACACACAGGAGAGAUGCCAUUUACAUGUAUGGAGUGUGGAAGGAGCUUCACUUAUAGUGGAACACUAAGAAUUCAUCAACGGACUCACACAGGGGAGAAACCAUUUCAAUGCAUGGAGUGUGGAAAGAGCUUCAGUCAGAGUGGAAACCUUAGAAUUCAUCAACAGACUCACACUGGUGAGAAACCAUUUUAAUGUAUGGAGUGUGGAAAGAGCUUCUGUACGGGUGGGCAACUGAAUUCACAUCAUCGAACACACACAGGAGGGAAACCAUUUAAAUGUAUGGAGUGUGGAAAGAGCUUCAGUCAGAGUGGACUUCUUACAAAACAUCAACAAAUUCAUACUGGGGAGAAACCAUGUAAGUCCUAGGGAAGGGGAUAGAAGUUCAGUUGUAGUGGAAGUCUUACAAACCACCCAAAGACUCUGAGGGGUAAGAGUUGUAAGAGUGGAAACGCUACAAGCCAUGAAUAAACUCAAAGAAGGGCCUCCAAGUCCCAACGGCUGUUCGUGGGGCACAUGCGCAGUAGCGCAAUCCCACGGACACAGGGACUGGACGCAGAGACACUUGGAUAUUAUUAUAGAGGAUAGUAAGCAUAAUAUAAUAUUUAAUGUAUUGUUAGAUAGGGAGGGGGAGUGUGUGAGUCUGGAGGUUUUGCUUCUGAAUGAGGAUGGACUGAGGGUGAGCUGGUUUUGGUGUUUGGGGGAGGGAGUUGGAAAUGUUUGUAUCUGGGAAUGGAGAGUUGCACAAAGUGGAGCUGAGAUUGGAGGUGUUGCUCUGGAAGCAGAGUUAGAUAAAUAUUAUAGGAAUAGCAGCAUCACUCCAACUGUUAUCAUUGCAAUGAUGCAACCAUGAAGACACACAAAGACUGAAAGCACCUCCUUAUAUGCCGAAGGUAAUCUUGAAACCAUCAUCUAUUCUUUUGAUUUGUAGAUAUAUUGUGUAUUUGGUGGCAGGAGAAAUAAAAGGGGUACGGUGGUACCUCUACUUACGAGUAACUCUACUUACGAAUGGAGCUCUGUCCGCCAUCUUGGAUGCAUUUAGAUAGGGUUUUUUCUACUUACGAAUUUUUUAGGUAGGGUUGCUUCAACUUACGAAUUUUUUCUCCCAAUGCAUUCCUAUGGGAUUCGACUUACAAUUUUUUCGACUUAUGAAUGUGCGUUUGCAACGCAUUAAAUUCAUAAAUAGAGGUACCACUGUAUUUAGUGGCAUAAGCAGGAAAGCCUCUGUUCCUAGCUGCACGUCUUGCAUGAGGAGGGAAGGGGGCACAGGGAAGAAGGGGCCGUACCAGAGCAUCUCAAAGCAAUGUAAGGAUGAGUCUACUGUGGAAGGAGGUCCAGGCAGGUCCCAAAGCGAGAGUGCUAAGGGUCAACGUCCUCCAACUCCGCCAUCUGCCCCAAGGCAGGAGCCCCCUCUGGGCCCUGAGGGUGGAAAGCCUCCCUCCACCUUUGCAACUGGACAUGAUCCGAGGGCAGUGAUGGCGAACCUUUUAGAGACCGAGUCCCCAAACUUCAAAGCAAAACCCACUUACUUAUCACAAAGUGCCAAUGUGGCAAUUCUGCCUGUAUAUCCAUUUUUUUCCUGUUUGUUUCACGUUUCUUCUUUAUGACGACUGUUGUAAUAAAUAAUCCUUCAUAAACGUUAUUGCAUUCUAUUCUUCAUUAAAUUAUCUUUCCACUGAUAUUUAUAUUAUGGUAUAACUCAGUUAUAUGUUGGAAAAUGGCGUUGGAAUGAGGGAGAUUGCUAGAAGGAAUGAAUUUCCAAGCAUGAUAGGUUUUCUGAAUACAAACUGCUUCUCUUCUAGGAUACAAUGUUUCCCAUUCUAAUUGGUUUACUAGGUAACGAGGUUUCGAUCUGCAGCCACUCCCUUCUCCUGUCAAAAUCCUUGAGCUGGCUCUGCAGAACCAAUGCAUUCUCCUGGUUGGCUAGAAUGGAGCUUUCUUCAAAGACGAGCUUCAUUUACAACUGCAAACCCAUGGGAUCGCUUAUCGGGGUUUGAGGAGGGAAAACCAAUCUUUCUUCAGGAGGGGGUCUGGUGUGUUGCUGGGGUAGCAUAAUAUUGGAGCGAAGGCACAGGACCGGUCGGGCUCCCUUGAGGGCAUCGGUCCAGCUCCUGUCAGGUGCAAGUGAGACCUUGUUCAUGUGCCCCCUCCCCCCGUCCUGUCAUAGAAUCAUAGAAUCAUAGAGUUGGAAGAGACCACAAGGGCCAUCCAGUCCAACCCCCUGCCAAGCAGGAAACACCAUCAAAGCAUUCCUGACAUAUGCCUGUCAGGCC